Molecule: messenger RNA, 1446 nt
Organism: Homarus americanus (American lobster)
Lineage: Eukaryota; Metazoa; Arthropoda; Malacostraca; Decapoda; Nephropidae
Product: elastin-like
Exons: 2
Coding region: 1-1446 (481 amino acids)
Source: RefSeq, a predicted model, not a curated record
AUGGACGCCUUCCUGGGAUUCGAGUGGUGGCCUCAAGGAUGUGGUCAGCAGGGUGGCAACGAGUCAGGUCAAGAAUCACUGAGCUAUAUUACCUUGGGCCCAUGGGACCAAGGUAUUCUUGGCCUGGUGAGUUGGUUUAUUGGCCCAGGGCUUUUGGACAGCAGCUCUACAGGGCACUACCCGGGGAGCUUUCCCUCCGGUGACAGCCUGGGGAGCUUCCUCUUUGGUGACCGCCUGGGGAGUGUCCCUCUCGGCGAUGGCCUGGUGAGCGUCCCAUUCGGCGACCUUCUGGGGAGCGUCCCCUUCGGUGACCGCCUGGGGAGCGUCCCCUUCGGUGACCGCCUGGGAAGCGUCCCCUUCGGUGACCUCCUGGGGAGCGUCCCCCUCGGCGAUGGCCUGGGGGGCGUCCCCUUCGGUGACCACCUGGGGAGAUUCCCCCUCGGCGAUAGCCGGGGGGGCGUCCCCUUCGGUGACUUCCUGGGGAGCAUCCCCUUCGGUGACCGCCUUGGGAACGUACUCUUCGGCGACCACCUGGGGAACGUCCUUUUCGGCGACCACCUGGGGAGCAUCCUCUUCGGCUACCGCCUGGGGGACGUCCCCUUCGGCGACGGCCUGAGAGGCGUCUCCUUCGGCGACGGCCUGGGAGGCGUCUCCUUCGGCGACGGCCUGGAGGGCGUCCCGUUCGGCGACCUGUGGGGCUUCCCCUUCGGCGACGGCCUGGGAAGCGUCCCCUUCGGCGACGGCCUGGGGAGCGUCCUAUUCGGCGACGGCCUGGAGAGCGUCCCCUUCGGCGACGGCCUGGGGAGCGUCCCCUUCGGCGACGGCCUGGGGAGCGUCCCCUUCGGCGACGGCCUGGGGAGCGUCCCCUUUGGCGACGGCCUGGGAAGCGUCCCCUUCGGCGACGGCCUGGGGAGCGUCCCAUUCGGCGACGGCCUGGAGAGCGUCCCCUUCGGCGACGGCCUGGGGAGCGUCCCAUUCGGCGACGGCCUGGAGAGCGUCCCCUUCGGCGACGGCCUGGGGAGCGUCCCCUUGGGCGACGGCCUGGGUAGCGUCCCCUUCAGCGACGGCCUGGGGAGCGUCCUCUUCGGCGACAGCCUGAGGAGCGUCCUCUUCGGCGACGGCCUGGAGAGCGUCCUCUUCGGCGACGGCCUGGGGAGCGUCCUCUUCGGCGACGGCCUGGGGAGAGUCACCUUCGGCGACGGCCUGGGGAGCGUCCUCUUCGGCGACGGCCUGGGGAACGUCCCCUUCGGCGACGAGCUGGGGAGUGUCCUCUUCGGCGACGGCCUGGGGAGCAUCCCCUUCGGCGACCACCUGGGAAGCGUCCCUUUCGGCGACCGCGUGGGGAGCGUCCCCUUUGGUGACCACCAUGGGAGCGUCAUCUACAUGGGGGCAGGGGGCCAGGCGCUUGGCGAUACUCGCCAGCGAGUUAGCACAAAAAUUGUGUAA